UGCCCACUGGAAGCAUUUGGUUUGUCGUGUGCUCUUGGCUGGCACUGAAACGGUUUACCAAUGUAACACUCCUACUCCGCCUCCCCCUCUACCUCCCCAAGAGCUCCCUCUCUCCCCUUUUUCAUCUCUCCUUUUCACUCUCUCCUGCUCUUCCUAUCGCAAGCUCGUGCUUUGUCUGUUUGGAGAUGUCGAGCCCAUCCAAUGAUAUAAGGAAUCAAUAACUUACGCCCAUAUGCAACUCACUAUCAAAGAGAGUAAAAACGGAAAACUAUUUAUUGCUUGGGGACCAUCACUAAGGAGCCAUGUGGGUGCAGCUACGGAUACAUUUGUCUGCAUGAAUAUUUACGACAUUUGUAAGCAUAUAAUUUCCACCCGGAUGAAUUCAUUUUUAUUGUAACAACAGGCCUGCGUUUGCUCAAUUAACAUCAUUCAUCAAGAGACUGCUUGAUCUCAAUAGUUGUCAAAGUUCCUUCUUCGGGGAGUUGAUCUUGCAGGCGAUGAGUUCUUACUUCGUCAAUUCCCUCUUCAGUAAAUUUAAAGGAGGCGAUUCUCUGCGCUCCAACUACUAUGACUGCUCAGGGUGCGCGCCGGAUCUUGGAGGCAGAUCGUCUGUGCUGUACGGUCACAACUCAGGAUCUGCAUUUCAGCACGCGGCUCAGUUCCCGGAUUUCUACCACCACGGUGCAUCCUCCUUCUCCCAUGCGUCCUACCAACAGAACCCGUGCGCGGUAGCUUACCCUGGCGAUGCCACGGGAAACAUCUUGGGCCAGGACGGUUUACAGAGACAGGCGCUCUUCAGUGCUCCAGAUGCGGAUUUUACGCAGUUUGGGGAUUGUAAUUUAAAAGUCAACAGUAUCAGGGAUGGUUUGGAAAGUGCAGAACAGUGCACAGCGCAGCUCUUCCCGUGGAUGAGACCACAAGCUACCGGCCGGAGAAGGGGCAGGCAGACCUACAGCCGCUACCAGACGCUGGAGCUGGAGAAGGAGUUUCUGUUCAACCCUUACCUGACCCGCAAGCGCCGCAUCGAGGUGUCUCACGCACUGGCCCUCACUGAGAGGCAGGUGAAGAUCUGGUUUCAGAACAGACGCAUGAAGUGGAAAAAAGAACACAACAAAGACAAGUUUCCCAGCAGCAAAGCGGAACAAGAGCAAAUCGAGAGAGAGGAGCAAGAGGUGAGCCAGGCGUCAGAAAAACACACAUCAGGAGAAGAGGACUCGGAGACUUCCAGUAAUCCUAAAUAGUCUGUGGACUAUCCCAUCACUGCAAUCGAUCCGCUGCAAUUUAUAGAAAAGUCUGAGGUUCUCAAGAACGUCUGUCGACACGCAAGGGGAGAAUACAAAACUAAUCAUAUAUUCAAUCUAAUACAAACUUAUAAGGCAUUUCUGUUUUCAAACGUUGAUUAUUUCAGCUUAAUAUGAUUUGAUGAAUAAAUCUCAGUUUUGUAAGGUUCCACUGGUGCGUUUGUCCUCGAUUACUCUUGAGGUUACUGGUGCAGAGAGGGCAUAUGAGGCGAAGGCUGUGUGGUCUGCAUGGCGUCUGUUUCCUAUCCGUGGGAGUCACAAUCCAAGAUAUAUUCUCUUCAGUAACUCUGUUAUAGCCUAUCAGAUGGAGUGAGGAAUCAUCAUUAGACAGUGCAUUACUGUAUUUGUAAGAAAAUGCACUUUUUGUGAUUGUUAAUUGCUGUUAAAAAAAUAUUAUUCAGGUUUACAGAUCUUCAAUUGAACUACCUAAUGUAUGGUUCAUUGCGUCAAUCAUGUUUUUGGUGUAUGCGUGAUGCUUUCCUGAGAUGGGAUGGUUCAAACGCACAAUGAUAUUCUUAAAAAAAAUUAUAAUGAAAAUUCUGUGUAAAUAUUUGAUAUUGCAGUUCCGUGAAGCACUAUUCUAUUGUAUUUUCUAUUGUCUUUAACUGGAAGUGGUUCCUGAAAGAAGCCACAAUAAAA
Carassius gibelio (silver crucian carp) is the source of this 1940-nucleotide messenger RNA. Its product is annotated as homeobox protein Hox-B8b-like. The record is from RefSeq and is a predicted model, not a curated record. Gene Ontology annotation, biological process: regulation of transcription by RNA polymerase II. Bases 498 to 1241 code for a protein of 247 amino acids. Gene Ontology annotation, cellular component: nucleus. Lineage: Eukaryota; Metazoa; Chordata; Actinopteri; Cypriniformes; Cyprinidae. The transcript has 2 exons. Gene Ontology annotation, molecular function: RNA polymerase II transcription regulatory region sequence-specific DNA binding; DNA-binding transcription factor activity, RNA polymerase II-specific.